AUGACCACUCCUCCUCUAAACAGUGAUCCCCGAAAGAAGGAAAUCAUGCUUCUGAGUGAAGAUGUCCGUGGGCUUGGAGACUCGGGCACGAGACCUUCGGUACAUAAAUCGGUAAAGGGGUGUUUUCGAGUGAUCUUUCAGGAACGCGAAUCUAAGAUCGGAGCGCGGUACAGUUCUCAAAUAUGUAUCCUGCACAAAAUGGACCUUGAUGGCAUACUCCAUGCCGAGCCAAGUCACCUAUAUGAUUCUUGGGGUUGCGAAGCUACGUCCCGAAGCUCUUGGCCAAAGAAAAUCCAUACUAGCCACAACGUAGUAUUAUUACCCAAUGAGAACCCCUCCAUACCCCACGCUCGCAAGCCACAUCUCUCGGCCCGGAGUAUUACACGCCUACUGCGCGUGAAGUCGCAUCAAAGGAAGAAGGAAAGAAUGGGAGCAAAGAAUGAACAUGUGUUGUAG
Messenger RNA from Morchella importuna, 456 nucleotides. RefSeq lists its product as uncharacterized. Lineage: Eukaryota; Fungi; Ascomycota; Pezizomycetes; Pezizales; Morchellaceae. The transcript is spliced from 5 exons. The coding region runs from base 1 to 456 and encodes 151 amino acids. The record is from RefSeq and is a predicted model, not a curated record.